Molecule: messenger RNA, 480 nt
Organism: Triticum turgidum subsp. durum (durum wheat)
Lineage: Eukaryota; Viridiplantae; Streptophyta; Magnoliopsida; Poales; Poaceae
Source: the annotation of a GenBank genome assembly
AUGAGCAGCGUCACUGCCACCGGCAUCUCGCAGUCCACCGGCCCGUGCCUCCUGCUUCGCCAACACCACCGCCGGCGAGUGGUGCCGCGGUCCCUAUUCCGGCGGCAGCCGCGCGGGCACACGACUGCCCGGUGGGCGUGCGGCGCCAGGAGGCGGGUGAGGUACGAGGAAGAGGAGGACGAGGAGGAGUACGGGCACAACGAGGAGAUGGCGCGGCUGGAGACCUACAGCGAGGGGGCGCGCGACGUGGCCCUCCUCGUCACGGCCGCCGUCGACGGCGAGCUUGAGUCCGUGCUCGUCUUCAAGGGCUUCUCGUCGAGCCUGAGCGGGAGGACGGCGCCGGACCCGGCCAUGAGCGUGCUCCCGGAGAGGGCCGUCAUACAGUCCGUCGACGUGGUCAAGGGGCCGUUCGACCCCGACAACAUCGAGUACCUCGAGAAGGAUUUGUCAUGGGAAGAAUUCAAGAGCCGACUCCAAUAG